This is a messenger RNA of Dracunculus medinensis (Guinea worm), 303 nucleotides long. The record is from the annotation of a GenBank genome assembly. NCBI's taxonomy places the organism in Eukaryota, Metazoa, Nematoda, Chromadorea, Rhabditida, Dracunculidae.
AUGGCCAAUGAGAGUGGAGAAUACUACGAAGUUAUGCCUUUGACCACUCUAAGGUACAUAUUACGAAUCCGUCGAGCGGAUAAAAUAUCACAAGAUCGCAUCCAUCUUCGUUCAAAUACCAUUUGCAUUAACAAUGUUAUUACAGAGUGUUGCCUUCGAUGGUUAGGGCACGUUCUUCGUCCUUCACCACAAGAAUUAUUGCAUAUUCCGUUACUUGCUAAACCGUGUGAUGGAUGGUGUCAAAAGCGAGGUGGUCCAAUCAAGAUCCGGACUGAUACGGUCAGGAAAGUUUUGAAAGUAUAA